Molecule: messenger RNA, 8794 nt
Organism: Salvelinus fontinalis (brook trout)
Lineage: Eukaryota; Metazoa; Chordata; Actinopteri; Salmoniformes; Salmonidae
Product: myoferlin-like
Exons: 54
Coding region: 361-6519 (2052 amino acids)
Biological process (GO): plasma membrane organization; membrane fusion
Cellular component (GO): membrane
Source: RefSeq, a predicted model, not a curated record
CUUGUAGCCUUUUUAGAGUAGCCUAUAGUCAAACAAUAUUUUGACAACGUCAAGUUUCUUUAUAAACUCAUAACAAUAUCACAAGUAGUAGAAGUAGAUGUAACAAGUAGGACGGCUAGUAACCUAACAGAUUCUGACUAUAGCCUACACGACGUGAUGGAAUACUUUUUAACACACAUCCAUAAUAUUUUUUUCCAUUCUGACUCAUACAGUGGAUAGCCAAAUAAUUCGGGACUUCACUCCUCCUCUAAGGGAGCAUUUCCUCUGUUACAAUGACCGCUGGGGAAGAGACGCCUUGGUAGAGGAUCAUGCUGUGAUUCAUAAGGGAGUUAUAAUACAGACUUUAAAAACUCUGUAAUAAUGUUGCGCGUCGUAGUGGAAUCAGCCAAAGGCAUCCCCAAAAAGAAACUCGGAAACCCAGAUCCCAUAGCAGCGGUAGUGUUCAAAGGUGAAAAGAAGAAAACUAAAGCAAUUGAUAGUGAACUCAAUCCCGUGUGGAAUGAAGUGCUUGAGUUCGACCUAAAGGGCUCCCCAUUGGAUGCCUCCUCCUUUUUGGACGUGAUUGUGAAAGACUAUGAGACUAUUGGCAAAGACAAAUUUAUUGGCUCAGCUAAGAUCGCUCUCCUAGACCUGGCUCACGGUCACACCAAGUCCCUCCCAGCAAAGAACCUGUCCCUGGUCAAUGAGAAGAAACAGGACACUGGGGCGACCAUUAAUUUGAUGAUUGGGUAUGAGCCGCCAGCUAACACAACUCCUAACCCUAACAAUCAAACUGAUGAAGACCAGUCGUAUGGGGACACAGGUGGGGGUGAGGAAGGGGAGGAUGGGGAGGAGGGAUCCCUUGGGGGUCAGGUGGGGACCCCUGGAGUUCCACCCACACCUGGCCAGCCUGGUAACCCCAACCAGAGGCCUGUCCGGACCAGCCGCAAGAGACACCGGGCCCUGGCCAACAAGCCGCAGGACUUCCAGAUUCGUGUUCGAGUUAUCGAGGGCCGACAGUUGCCGGGAAACAACGUCAAACCGGUUGUCAAAGUGAACGUGUGCGGACAGACCCACAGAACCAGGAUCAGACGAGGAAACAAUCCCUUCUUUGAUGAGAUGUUCUUCUUCAAUGUCAACAUGCUGCCUUCAGAGCUUUUAGACGACUAUAUCAGUAUUCGGGUCUAUGAUUCCUACUCCCUCAGAGCAGACAGUCUAAUGGGGGAGUUCAAGUUGGAUGUUGGGUACAUAUAUGACGAACCUGCCCACGCCAUAAUGAGGAAGUGGCUUCUCCUGAGUGACCCUGAUGACUCGAGCUCGGGGGCCAAAGGUUACCUGAAGGUCAGCCUGGUCAUCGUGGGGACAGGAGACGAGCCACCGACUGAGAAGAGAGAGCGGAACGAGGAGCAAGAUGACAUAGAGACUAAUCUGUUGGUGCCUGCUGGGGUAACACUCAGAUUGGUCACUCUCAACCUGAAGGUGUACCGUGCAGAGGACAUGCCUCAAAUGGAUGAUGCGUUUGUACAGACUGUGAAACAAGUAUUUGGAGGGGAAGGCGAUAAGAAAAACUUAGUUGAUCCAUUUCUGGAGGUCAGCUUCGCUGGCAGGAAGCUGUGCACCAAAAUUAUCGAGAAAAAUGCCAAUCCUGAGUGGAACCAGCUGAUCAACCUCCAGGUCAAGUUCCCAUCCAUGUGUGAAAGCAUCAAGUUGACUAUAUUCGACUGGGAUCGUCUGACCAGGAAUGAUGUGAUAGGAACCACAUUUCUAAAUCUGACCAAAAUAGCCUCAUCUGGUGGUGAGAUUGAAGAUACACCUGCAGAAAAUUGCACCAAUCUGUCAUCUGAAGUGAACAGUGGGGAGGCGGAGGUGGGUUUCCUCCCAGCGUUUGGGCCUUGCUACCUAAACCUGUACGGCAGUCCCAGGGAGUUCACUGGCCUCCCAGACCCGUACGAGGAACUCAACUUUGGCAAGGGUGAAGGGGUGGCCUACAGGGGCAGAGUCCUCAUCGAGCUCUCCACUCAGCUGGAGGGCAAAGCUGACAGGAAGCUGGACGACAUCUCCAGUGAUGACAUCCUGGUGGCCCAGAAGUACCAGCGGAGGAGGAAGUUCUCGCUGUGUGCUGUGUUCCACAGCUCCUGCAUGCUCCAGGAGCCCGGUGAGCCAAUCCAGUUCGAGGUCAGCAUCGGUAACUAUGGCAACAAGCUGGACUCCACCUGCAUGCCGCUGGCAUCCACAACCCAAUACAGCUGUGCUGUGUUUGACGGUAACCACUACUAUUACCUGCCCUGGGCUGACACCAAACCUGUUGUCAUCCUCACAUCCUUCUGGGAAGACAUUAGCCACCGAUUGGAUUCAGUCAACAUCAUCCUCUACAUCGCAGAUAGACUGGAAUCCAACCUCACUUCUUUGAGAACAGCCAUCCUUGCCAAAGCCUCAGAGGUGCGCUUGGCUGAGAUCUGGCUCAAACUCAUCAACCACAUGAUUGAGGAUCUGAGCAACUUUCAGGUACCAGAGCUUGAGGGCAGGCCCAACCUGACGGCGCUGGACGUCCAGAUUAAGAAGCUGCGUGAUUCGGCGGUGGCCAGCAUCAGAGAGAUGGCCAAACACUUGAAGGAGGAGGCCACUGACGUUAUAGCCACUCUGACAGACAUCGAGGACUGGCUGGAGAGACUGAAACAGCUUGCAGAGGAGCCCCAGAACAGUAUGCCUGACGUGGUGAUCUGGAUGCUGCGUGGAGAGAGGAGGGUGGCGUACGCCCGUCUCCCAGCCAAUCAGAUCCUCUACUCCACCUACAGUGAGCAGGCCUGUGGGAAAUACUGUGGCAGGACCCAGACCAUCUUCAUGCAGUACCCCAUGGACAAAAACAAAGGUGUGAAGAUCCCUGUCCAGCUCCGUGUCAACAUGUGGCUGGGGCUCUCUGCCCACGAGAAGAAGUACAACAGCUUCUCAGAGGGAACCUUCAGUGUGUUCGCAGAAAUGUAUGAGAACCAGGCCCAGGUGUUUGGGAAGUGGGGCACCACAGGGUUGGUGUGUCGGCAUAAGUUCUCUGACGUGACGGGGAAGGUGAAGCUGAAACAGGAGCGCUUCAUGCCCCCCAGGGCGUGGGAGUGGGAAGGCGAGUGGUUCGUCGACCCAGAGAGAGGCCUGCUAACAGAAGCAGACGCGGGGCACACAGAGUUCACAGACGAGGUCUUCCAGAACGAGACACGUUUCAUUGGCGGGGAGUGGAAGCCUGCUGCCGACCCCUUCACAGACGUGAAUGGGCAGAAGAGCCAGAGUCCAGGGGAGAUAGAGUGUCCUGCUGGCUGGACGUGGGAGGAUGACUGGAGCUUCGACAGCAACAGGGCUGUGGAUGAGAAAGGUUGGGAGUAUGGCGUCACUAUUCCCCCCGAUGACAAGCCCAAGUCCUGGGGAGCAGCAGAGAAGAUGUACCACAUCCACCGCAGGAAGAGACUCUUACGACCACGCAGGAAAAUAGCAGACACUAAAGCAGCACCUGAGAGGCGGGAUCCCGGCGAAGGCUGGGAAUACUCGUCCUUGAUUGGCUGGAAGUUCCACAGGAAGGAGCGUUCGUCUGACACAUUCCGCCGUCGCCGCUGGAGACGCAAGAUGGCUCCGUCAGAUGGAAUAGGAGCGUCAGCCAUCUUCAAACUGGAGGGGGCGCUGGGGGUAGAUGUUGAUGAGAAGGCCAGUAAGAAGGAUGCAGCCAGACUGUUUGGUGCCAACACACCCACCGUUUCCUGUAACUUUGACCGGUCGUAUAUGUACCAUCUGAGGGUGUAUGUCUAUCAGGCCAGGAAUCUCAUCGCCAUGGACAGGGACAGCUUCUCAGAUCCCUACGCCCAUGUGUCCUUCCUCCAUGUGAGUAAGACCACAGAGGUCAUCAGGGCCACUCUGAACCCCACCUGGGACCAGACCCUCAUCUUUAAUGACAUCGAGAUCUAUGGAGACCCCCAGACCAUUGCACACAACCCCCCCAAUGUGGUGCUGGAGCUCUACGACAGUGACCAGGUGGGUAAAGACGAGGCCAUGGGCCGCUGUACGUGUCCCCCUGUGGUAAAGCUGAACCUCGGCACAGUGGUCUCCCCCAAACUGCUGUGGUUCCCCGUCACCAAGAAAGGCCGCAGCGCAGGAGAGAUGCUGGUGGCUGCCGAGCUAUUGCUGAAAGACAAGGCCAAUGAGAGUGACUUGCCCCUGGUGCCCCCCAGACGAGGAGCAACACUCUACAUGGUUCCCCAGGGAAUCAGGCCUGUCGUGCAGCUUACCGCCAUCGAGGUCUUAGCCUGGGGUCUGAGGAACAUGAAGACCUACCAGUUGGCCACAGUCACCUCUCCCAGUCUCAUGGUGGAGUGUGGGGGGGAGGUCGUCCAGACGGCCGUCAUCAAGAACAUCAAGAAGAACCCCAACUUCCCCGGAUCUGUCCUCUUCUUUAAAGUGCUCCUACCCAAAGAGGAGAUGUACACCCCUCCCAUCGUUCUGAAGGUGAUCGACCACCGGCCGUUCGGCAGGAAGCCCAUUGUGGGCCAGUGUACCCUCUCCCUGGAGGAAUUCCGCUGUGACCCUUACGUCACCAAUGCUGAGGUGGCCAUGUCUUCCAAAGUGGCCAUGAUGGCAGCAACUCAAGGAGACAUCAUCAUUAACAUGGAGGAUAGGCCCAUCCUCAAUACUGAGCUCCACAAAGAGAAGGAGGAGGAGGCAGUUGACUGGUGGAGUAAGUUCUAUGCCUCUGUGGGAGAGCACGAGAAGUGUGGGCCGUACCUCGAAAAAGGAUACGACACCCUAAAGGUGUAUGAAGGGGAGCUGGAGGAGGUCCCAGAUUUCCGAGGGCUGACAGAUUUCUGUAAAACGUUCCGACUGCAGCGGGGGAAGACUGAGGAUGAGGACGACGACCCCUCAGUGGUCGGAGAGUUCAAGGGCUCGUUCCGGGUGUACCCCCUAUCUGAUGACCCAGGGGUGCCAGCCCCACCACGCCAGUUCAGAGAGCUGCCUGAGAGCGGGUUGCAGGAGUGCCUGGUCAGGAUCUACGUGGUGCGAUGCAUGGACCUGCAGCCUAAAGACAACAACGGCAUGUGUGACCCUUACAUCAAGAUCUCUUUGGGGAAGAAAACAAAAGAUGACAGGGAUGACUACAAACCAAACACCCUCAAUCCAGAGUUUGGCAGGAUGUUUGAGAUGUCCUGUUUCCUCCCUCAAGACAAAGACCUGAAGAUAGCCGUGUACGACUAUGACUUGCUCAGCCGAGAUGAGAAAGUGGGAGAGACGGUCAUUGACCUGGAGAACAGACUCCUCUCUCGCUUCGGCGCCUACUGUGGCCUGCCACAGUCCUACUGCAUCUCAGGGACCAACCAGUGGAGGGAUCAGCUGAAGCCCUCCCAGAUCCUGGAGAACCUGGCCAGACUGAGAGGGAUCCCUUCACCCCGCACCUCUGCUGACAGCAGCACUAUCUCCUUCGGCGGGAGAGACUACAGCCUGCAGGACUUUGAGGCCAACAAAGUCAUCCACCAGCACCUGGGUCCAGCCAGGGAGAGGAUGGCCCUGCAUGUCCUCAGUAAACAGGGUCUGGUGCCAGAGCAUGUGGAAACCAGGACUCUCUACAGUACUUACCAACCUACACUGUCCCAGGGAAAGAUUCAGAUGUGGGUGGACAUCUUCCCCAAGAGCCUGGGUUUACUGGGACCUCCCUGCCACAUCACUCCACGCCAAGCCAAGAAGUACUUAAUGCGGGCUAUCGUCUGGAACACCACUGAUGUCAUACUAGAUGAGACCAGCAUCACCGGAGAGAAUAUGAGUGACAUUUACGUCAAAGGAUGGAUGCCUGGUAUGGAACAGGACAAGCAGAAGACAGACGUCCAUUACAGAUCCCUGGAUGGUGACGGCAACUUCAAUUGGCGAUUCGUCUUUGGCUUUGACUACCUGCCCGCAGAGCAACUGUGUCUCGUUUCCAGGAAAGAGCAUUUUUGGAAUCUGGACCAAACUGAGUUUCGGACCCCCCCAAAGUUGAUCGUCCAGAUUUGGGACAAUGACAAAUUCUCACUGGAUGACUACCUGGGCACAGUCGAGCUGGACCUGCUUCAUCUGAUCCCCCCUGCCAAGACCCCUGAGAAAUGCAGUCUGAAAAUGUUACCAGGGGUUACAGGCUCCACACCUUCCAAACAACCACCGCCCAACUCUCUGUUCUCCCAGAAGUCUGUGCGGGGCUGGUGGCCCUGUAUGAUCGAGCAGGACGGGAAGCACAUCCUGGGUGGGAAAGUGGAGAUGACCCUGGAAAUAGUGGAAGAGGGGGAGGUAGAAGAGAGGCCUGCUGGGAAGGGCCGGGACGAACCCAACAUGAACCCCAAACUAGACUUUCCCAAUCGCCCCGACACUUCCUUCUUCUGGUUCACCAGUCCAUGCAAGACCAUGAGGUUCAUCAUAUGGCGCAGAUUCAAAUGGAUCUUCAUUGGUUUGAUAGUCCUCCUGCUUGUGCUCUUGUUCCUUGGGAUCCUGCUGUACUCCCUACCAAACUACAUCUCGAUGAAAAUUGUGAAGCCUUUCUCUUAGGAGUUACUCUACGGGGCAGAUGAGUACUAUGCCCGUCUUCGUCCAAGGGAUAAGGCGACAGAAGUCUUGACACUCAGGCCCUCACAAACUCUAUGCAAUGUAUUCCUAUCAGCGUUGUCUUCAGAGUUGCAUGCAUUAUUUACAUUUUUACACUUUAUCAAUCAAGGCUACACUUCACUUGCAUUAAAUACUGUAGCUACACAGCCCUUUUAAUUGUACUGUACUUGUACUGUUCUUAUCUGUCUGUAUUUCCCUGAAAUACCAAAAGCAAAAGGAAAGGGAAAGGGGGUACCUAGUUAGUCGCAAAACUGAAUGCAUUCAACCGAUAAUGUGUCUUCUGCAUUUAAUCAAAUGCUAUUUUGUAUGCAUGCUUUACUAACCCUAAUAUAGAGAUUUUGUCAUCACUGACAGAACGAACUACUAACAACAAACACUGUUGUUGUGGCUUCAAACAAUGUCCCAACAUUCUAAUAAGCCACUUCCUUAGACACCGUACAAACAAUGUCCCAACAUUCUAAUAAGCCACUUCCUUAGACACCGUACAAACAAUGUCCCAACAUUCUAAUAAGCCACUUCCUUAGACACCGUACAAACAAUGUCCCAACAUUCUAAUAAGCCACUUCCUUAGACACCGUACAAACAAUGUCCCAACAUUCUAAUAAGCCACUUCCUUAGACACAGAACAAAGAAGGUCCCAACAUUCUAAUAAGCCACUUCCUUAGACACCGUACAAACAAUGUCCCAACAUUCUAAUAAGCCACUUCCUUAGACACAGAACAAAGAAGGUCCCAACAUUCUAAUAAGCCACUUCCUUAGACACCGUACAAACAAUGUCCCAACAUUCUAAUAAGCCACUUCCUUAGACACCGUACAAAGAAGGUCCCAACAUUCUAAUAAGCCACUUCCUUAGACACCAUACAAACAAUGUCCCAACAUUUUAAUAAGCCACUUCCUUAGACACCAUACAGACAAUGUCCCAACAUUCUAAUAAGACACUUCCUUAGACACCGUACAAACAAUGUCCCAACAUUCUAAUAAGACACUUCCUUAGACACCAUACAGACAAUGUCCCAACAUUCUAAUAAGACACUUCCUUAGACACCGUACAAAGAAGGUCCCAACGCAUUUCCAAGAAAGGGCAUGAGAUAAUGUCUUGGUUGCAACAAAAAUCCCAUUUAAUUUACACACCGAUUGUCUAGGUAUGUCACACAUAAAAAAUUAAGCAUGGUUUCCAUGUAAGCAUAGACAGUUUUACUAUAAAUAUUAAUUGGGAUCUAACUCAAAAAGGUACACAAAAUGAUUAAGGUAAAAUAGAUGAUUGUUUUGAAAUCAAAAGGUAAAUCCAAAGGUAUUAAUCCACAAAUGAAACAGUAUUAAUCACUCUAGUUUUUGAAAGGCAUUUUUCUAGCGGGCUUCUAUCCCGUUCUAUUUCGGUUCCACCAUAGAGGUAAAAAGAAGGCUCAUCAUUGUAUCUGUGCUAUAAUGGCUUCUGAGACGGGAUGGGCAGUGCAAUUGAGGGGUAUCUCCAUUUUAAAGUAACUGUCCAGUGAUACUCUCACUUUUAAAAUGUAAUGUUCUGAUAACUCAUACCCAAAUAAUGUUGUUGGCUCAUCCUAUACUCUUUUGUGGCCAAAGCAGAAAUUGGAGAAAAAACACUUAAAAAUCCCAACCUCAAACUUGUAUCUCAAACAGAAAAAAAUGCUUGCUAUUUCCUCAUAGAGGAUGAUGGCAUCCUCCUGACGAGGAUGAGCUGGCCAAUCAGUGGUCUACUCACAUUAAUAUUGGACAGUUACUUUAAAGUAGUCAAUUUCUUAUUCUACAUUUAUGAGUCAGUAAACAAACUAAAAGGGUGCGUACUGCCACCUGGAGUGUGUUGUCUGAACAGGUAUAAAGCCAAGGUUGGUGAUUUACUGCCAGCUGCAGUUCUGGAAUGUUUCCUCAGGAGUAUAAUUCAUUGGCUGAUCCUUCCUUAAUUUAACCCAUAGGAAGUCCCAAACAGUUGACUACUUUAAAAUGGUGAAAGCCCUCAAUGGCAAUGUUCAUGCUGAAACAGGUUCUAUCCAUCCAGAGUCCUCUUUCUACCUCUAUGGGUUCCACUGGCACAUCUUCGCUUUAACCCAUUAUAUUUCCAUAUAAACAGUUUCCAUACUGUGAAUAAUAACUUUAAAAUAUUUUCUUUUCACAUAGAAAAUGGCUCUAACAACUGUUGUGUUAAUAUUUCAUUCAUAUCAAUAGGCUUUUCUAUGUUUUAAUAAAGAACAAUGAUUAUGUACAA